Molecule: messenger RNA, 4008 nt
Organism: Drosophila eugracilis
Lineage: Eukaryota; Metazoa; Arthropoda; Insecta; Diptera; Drosophilidae
Gene: CtBP
Product: C-terminal-binding protein
Exons: 6
Coding region: 432-1583 (383 amino acids)
Molecular function (GO): transcription corepressor activity; oxidoreductase activity, acting on the CH-OH group of donors, NAD or NADP as acceptor; NAD binding
Source: RefSeq, a predicted model, not a curated record
CCUAGCUGCGGUCAAACUGUUCGCAUAGCGUCAUUGCUGUACUAAAACCUAAAAAUCCGCCGUGUUCGUAUUCCGCCAUUUUGAAAGCUGCGAGUGGAAUUUGGACGCGUUGCUGGAUUCUCGAUUUCAAUAUGAAGCGCCAAAAAUGAUUGCAGCGUUUGCAUCGUAGUCUUGAAAAGGUUUUUUUCAUUGAUUUAAUUAGAGCCACUGAAAGCGGUUGGCCAGCCAAGAAAAAAAAGCGAGUAACCAGGCAAAUUAAAAAAGGGAUUCCUCGCCAGCUUGCGCCCAGCGCCCAUUUAACAAGGUAAUCACUGACAGAGAAUCAAAAGGAAUCACAACCGGAAAAGGCCAAAAGGAAAAUUUGUUGAGACGACGACGACGACGACGAAGACGACGAGCAGAGGACAGUAGACACAUAUAUAAACAGCAAAAUGGACAAAAAUCUGAUGAUGCCGAAGCGUUCGCGGAUCGAUGUGAAGGGCAGCUUUGCCAACGGACCGCUGCAAGCACGCCCACUGGUGGCCCUGCUCGAUGGACGCGACUGCUCCAUCGAGAUGCCCAUCCUGAAGGAUGUGGCCACGGUAGCCUUCUGCGAUGCACAGAGCACCUCCGAAAUACACGAGAAGGUUCUCAACGAGGCAGUGGGAGCUCUUAUGUGGCACACCAUCAUCUUGACAAAGGAGGAUCUUGAGAAGUUCAAAGCUUUACGCAUUAUCGUGCGCAUCGGCAGCGGCACAGACAACAUUGAUGUAAAGGCGGCGGGCGAACUGGGCAUCGCUGUGUGCAAUGUACCCGGCUAUGGAGUCGAGGAGGUGGCGGACACGACGAUGUGCCUGAUCCUCAACCUUUACCGGCGGACGUAUUGGCUAGCGAAUAUGGUGCGCGAGGGCAAAAAGUUCACCGGACCCGAGCAAGUGCGGGAGGCAGCGCAUGGCUGUGCACGCAUCCGCGGCGACACCUUGGGCCUGGUGGGACUGGGCCGCAUUGGAAGCGCGGUGGCAUUGCGGGCAAAGGCGUUUGGCUUCAACGUCAUCUUCUACGAUCCCUACCUGCCCGACGGCAUCGACAAGUCGCUGGGCCUCACACGCGUCUACACGCUGCAGGACCUGCUUUUCCAGUCCGACUGCGUCUCACUGCAUUGCACGCUCAAUGAGCACAACCAUCAUUUAAUCAAUGAAUUCACAAUUAAACAGAUGCGACCUGGUGCAUUUCUGGUGAACACCGCCCGCGGCGGUCUGGUCGAUGACGAGACCCUGGCGUUGGCGCUGAAGCAGGGAAGGAUAAGAGCUGCCGCCCUGGACGUUCACGAAAACGAACCUUACAAUGGAGCACUGAAGGAUGCCCCAAAUCUGAUUUGCACACCGCACGCCGCCUUCUUCAGUGACGCGUCCGCCACGGAGCUGCGCGAAAUGGCAGCCACCGAGAUCCGGCGGGCGAUCGUCGGCAAUAUUCCAGACGUGCUGAGGAACUGCGUCAACAAGGAGUACUUCAUGCGCACGCCGCCUGCCGCUGCCGCCGGGGGCGUGGCGGCGGCUGUUUAUCCCGAAGGUAAACUACAAAUGAUAUCAAAUCAAGAAAAGUAGAGAGACAGAGACAGGCGAGCGAGAGGGAGCGUUAUUACAAGUAAAAAAAAAACAAAACAAAAUCGAAAAAAAAAACAUAAGAAAUCAACCAACAAAAUCCAAGCAAAAAUACAAAAUACCAGAAAUCGUUUAAACACACAUAUUUUUACACACACGCACACACACACCAUACCAUACCACACCCACACAAGCACACGCACACAGAUGUAGCAAGCAUCCAAAACAUACUUCUAUUCUUUCUCUGACUCAUUCGAAAGUAUAUAUAUAUAGACGACGGGAGUGGAGCGCGCCAGAGAGAGUAUAUAACAUUUGAAGCAAGAUUCAAGAACACACGCUAUAAGAGUUGAUAUAUAAGUUACACAGUUUAAGCUAUAUAAAUAUAUAUGUAUUUAUAUAUAUUUAGUGGCUAAGCGCUGCACCAAGAUCAGAAUGUUUGACGUCGAUGAGGAGGAUUAGAACGCAGCCGAUGUUGGCCAAAAGUUACGUUUAUUCAAUAUGUAUCCUGUGUAUGUAUAUGCAUUGUUUUAGCCCUACUAAAAGAAAAGAAAACGCUCUCUCUGCACCAAGAUCAGAAUGUUUGACGUCGAUGAGGAGGAUUAGAACGCAGCCGAUGUUGGCCAAAAGUUACGUUUAUUCAAUAUGUAUCCUGUGUAUGUAUAUGCAUUGUUUUAGCCCUACUAAAAGAAAAGAAAACGCUCUCUUUAAAGAUCUUUCGCGAGUUUCUAAACUCUUUUCCUACUAAACCUUUUGAUAAAUCCAUUGACUGAAGUUCGAUUCAGUUAAGGAUGUUUAAAAUUUCAGCGUUUGGACACAGAUGUGGCCAGUUAUCUUCACUUAGUCUACAACAACUACGUGCAUAUAUAGUUACAUAGUGAAUAUACAUAUAAAUGAAUAAGUUUCAAGAUAAUUUACACAUGAAAACAAGGUGAAAGUAAACAAUAUGAUGGAUUAUUGUUGUUGAUGUUUCGCGACCUCCCUUCAUCCCUCCCAAAAAAGAUAAAGAAAACCCCCCUCACAAGAAUCCGGCUUUAAACUUUAAACAGAAACUAGAAACAAUCAGCGGAAAAAGUAUGUAAAGUAAUAAUUAUGUUCAGUGUAUUUAGCUAUGUAUUCAAUGUAUUUACAAAUUAAUAUUAUUACGCAACAAAACAAAAAGAAAACCAAGCAAAUGAUUCCAAUAACGAGUAACUCCCCUCCACAUUUUUGUAAGCUUAAGAAUAAAAAUUGGUUACCUUAUUUUGCUCCAUUCAUUGCUGACUUUCAAUUGUUAAAAUGGUUCGAAUAAUAUGAAUAAAAACACACGCAAUCCCAGAGGACAAAGGUGUUUUUUAACUGAAAUUAAACUAUUCUGUUGCUCAAGCUCUGCUCUAUUUUGCAAAAUGAUCUCAUCAUUCAAGUUUAUUUUCGCCUUACGUACAUUCUUGUAUUUGUAUUUUCAAAUUGGCUACAAAAAACAAACAGCAAAGAAGUAAAUAACUAAAACUAUAUAUAUUAAAUAGAUGACAACUCGGCGCGUUAAAUUCAACCACAUCUAUAAAUAGAAAGAAGAUGAAAACUACAAUUAAAUUAACGCAUAGUCUAUGUACAUUUAAAAUAUAACAGAAAUUAUAUUAAAGCAAAAAGCAGAAAAAAUCCACAAAAAUGCUAAAAACAAAAAGAAAGAAAACAAAAAAAGAUAUAAUACAUGUAAUAUUAAUGAACCUAGAUUUACCUUAAAGAUAAACAAAAACAAGGGCAGCUGAACGACCAUGAUAGCGAGAGGAUAUACUCGUCAGCGAGCGGCACAUUAAACAUUGUUAGCGUGUAAAUUGUAAUUUUAUUUAACGAGAAUAUAUAUUUACAUGUAAUACGGAAGUGCGCAACAAUUGUAAGACUAUCAUUUUGUACAAUUUUGCAAUUUAAGUUUAAAAACGAAAAGCUUCAAGCAGUUUGGAUGGAUACUUCCUUUUCUACUUCUUCCUCCUACUCCUAUAUUUUAUUUAUCUUAAAAGUCUAACCGAUAACGCUCAAAAGAAUAUACCCGAUCCGAUCCUUUUUUACCUGUUUUUAUGUUUUUUUUUUGUGUAAUAUUUUGUUUUUUAAGGAUAAACAUUUUUGUAAUAUUUCAAACAUUUACAAGCACAAAGCAUACACGCAUACAAACACAACAUAGACACAGAUACAGAGCAGUAUACUCACAUACAUCAAACACACACCCACGCGCGCACACACACACGCGAUCCUAUAUAACAAGCUGCAACAACAAAUGAGCAAAGUAAAACAUAAAUAAGCAUAAGCGUAAAAGUAAAGAGUAACGAGUAAAAAGUAAACGUAAAAGUAAUGAGUAACGAGACAAAAGAAUAAAAUACUGUUAUUUUGUAAUGUAUAAAAAGGAUAUUUUUAAUAACUGUGAAAGCUAAAUAAAAUUAAAAGCGUAAACAAUUGA